Messenger RNA from Paramacrobiotus metropolitanus, 6228 nucleotides. Its product is annotated as potassium voltage-gated channel subfamily H member 6-like. The record is from RefSeq and is a predicted model, not a curated record. Lineage: Eukaryota; Metazoa; Tardigrada; Eutardigrada; Parachela; Macrobiotidae. The coding region runs from base 2217 to 5792 and encodes 1191 amino acids. Gene Ontology annotation, biological process: membrane repolarization during action potential; potassium ion transmembrane transport. The transcript is spliced from 18 exons. Gene Ontology annotation, molecular function: inward rectifier potassium channel activity. Gene Ontology annotation, cellular component: membrane.
AGCGGUCGAGGAUACAUUGGGAUUUGAUGGGUAAACUCCGAUCUAAUGUGCGCCUUUUAUGGUGCUUGUGAUUAAAAACGUUGACUGUAAAUGCAUAUAUGCCAGUCAUAUUGUAGAUGGCACUGGCGGUGCCGGUAUGCCACCGCGGAGUCCCGAAAAUCGGCUUGAAGCCACUGUUGCAGAAGGUGUUUCCCGCGAGAUCAUUUCGCGCGUACCUGGCUCACGCCGCUCGCGUCACACAUACACACAUACACACACAAGGAGAAGAAUCAAUAAUGGUCAAAAUAGGAUGAGCAGAUCGAUUCAACUUCACUUUUCAUCUCAAACCCAGUACACAUCCAGCUAACUAUACAUCGGCAUAUAUAUAGAUUGCCAAAAGAAAUGUACAUACAUAUAGUCCACACUCUGGCACUCACACAUAUACACGUUGCGAAUACUGGAAUCCCCAAGAGCAUGCGCGCCACACGGGCUGGAAAACGCUGGGCACGUAUAAGCAAACGGAAUCAAGAGGAGACAAGCCGUAACCAACAGGAUCAUUGGGAACCUCGAUAACUAGCGGCCCUGAUCACGGAGAGAGCGCGAGAGAGCGGCGACGCCAACGAUCCCAGCUUAGAGAUAUUACAUGUCCUGUAUAAGACACAUUUUCCGGUGAUCUUACAUACUGCAUAUUGAAUCUCAUAUGUACUGUUGUGUGUGAUGUGUUGUAUUUGCCAUAUUCGUGAAAUCUUGUGUCCUUGUCAUAGAAUUAAAUUGCUUAUUGAGAACGUUCUUCUAGUGUGACUGAACAUGACGAGUAAACUCUUCUAUUCAGCGGAGAUGUUAUUAAAGAAACGUGGAUAAACGCUCGUCGCUCCAGAGUAAUUCAGAUCAAUCAAGAUUUCUAUCUUGCAGCUCUUUUUCUCUGUAUGCCCCGAUAUAACCACAUUACGCACAGUGUACAGGUUAAUAAUUUUCUAUUGGGAUUCCGCGGCUCAUGCACUUUGUAUGUGUAACUGGCAUGGACGCAAACCCCUUUUGGCACCAUUAUCGCAUGGAGAAAUAAAACUAUUAACAGUUGAAUCCCCACGAUGUCAUGAUCCGUAAAGAUGACAAGUCCCAGUGUGAGCGUGUUUGCAUAGUGGGAAUCUGGAUAUUAAUGGUGAUUUCUUUUAUCUGUCUGCCCGCAUUUUCGGCCCUUAUAGUUCUCGCCUCUUCGGACGGCGUAUAACACCAACGUCAUAAUAUGCCGUAUAUCCUGCAAUUAUAGUUAUGGCGCAAGUUUGUGCAGCGGGUUUUCUGUGUUGUCUUUUGGCUGCGUGCAUCCACUGCAUCGGAUAGUUGUGCGCGGUAUAUGUCGUAUGUGUCACAGUGUGGACAACAUUUGGGACUGGUUACAGCGUUAAGCUCCUGUUAUUAUUUUUGGUGAUCUUUUUUCCUGGCACAACUCUUCGGGGUCUCUCUAGCCGCUCUUGUAUCGCAUAUAUCCCCAGCCCGCCCACACCUCUUCUGGCGUGCAGCUUCUCAUCCGUGAUUUUCACCCAUCGCCAUCAGAAACAGCAGAUGUUGAUUUUUCUCGUGUGUAUGCUCGCACACACACAUACACACAUGCACUGCGCACUAUAUGAUUCUGUUGUACUGUAUACGUAUGUGUCGAAAAACCGGGAAGAGAAAUUGAUGUGAUUUUAAAUGUCGCAUUCAAUGAUUAUAUGAGCGGUCUCUACACACCGCGACCAAACAUGAGAGUCGUUCGGCACUUUGUCCAUUGAUUAUACUUAGUGUAUUAAACAUUAUGUAACCACCUUACCGUCAGCAGGAAAGCGGGUAUCAAAAGGAGUUCCAGGUUGAUAUUUCUUUCUCUGUGUGCAACAGCUCUCUAAUCAUCAUGCCACGGGAACGCGCUAGCUUUCGUCACCACUGACCUACCCGUAAAUCACUCCAAUCUGGGCCAGAAGCAGAAGACGUUAUGAAGCGGAAUAAAACCCAUUAUCAGGAUCCGUGUUUACAUAUGUUCUGUUUUCGGACUAGGUUAUUAUCAUCUUCUGUUGUGGUGUUGUACGGGAUAUUCGUAGCUACCGCGGUUGCCGUCGUGAGACUGACCGACGUGUAUGCCGGUUAAGAGACUAUUUGGCCCGAUCACAGCAGCAUCUAAUCAGCAUCUUCCUGCUGCCGUAAUCUACCCCCAGCGCACUGAAGAGCACAGCCCGGGAAGACGCGGUUAGUCUCUCUGGGCCCAAAGGAUGCCAGUACGACGAGGCCAUGUUGCUCCGAAAAACACUUUUAUUGAGACGAUUAUCCGGAAAUUCGAAAGCCAAAACCGCGUAUUCCUCAUAUGCAAUGCCACCAUACCACUACCGCGCAUCAUAUAUUCCAGCGACAGAUUUAAUGAGUUGUCCGGCUUCAGUCGCAGUGAAGUUAUGCAGAAUAACUGUACAAUUAAAUUUCUUCACGGGCCCAAAACUGACUUGCACAAAAUCCAGGAAAUUGAAAUUGGUGUACAGCAGGCUGAGGAGCUUCAAGUGGAAUUAUGGUUAUAUAAGAAAGAUGGCACAGAGUUCCUCUGCAAUGUGAUACUUGCGCCGGUCCGCAAUGAAACCUCCUCUGUGAUUAUGUACAUUUUGAAUUUUGAGGAUCUUACUGAUAAAGAAGAUGAGGAACGACAUAAUCACGUUGCAGUUCGGCCCCAAUUGAACUUACAACUACCGCGCUUUCGCCGCACCGGCUCCCGCCGCAGUAAAGCCGGCUCGCCUUCCCCGUCGGAUUUCGGCGGUAAUUACUCCAUCGCCUCAUCAGGCGACGUGCCUGUAUCUAUAACCAGCACGCAACGCGGCGCUCCGGCAUCGGCAGCUGGUGCAGCUGCUACUGCUGGCGAAGCCAUACCCAUGGAUACCUUCUCCGCAACAUUCAAUCCCAACAUGCUGAGUGUGUCCGCUCAACAGUUUCCGCCAGGAAGUCGACGUGCCUCCACUACCCCAUCCGUCCGCUCCAUACGCGAGCCAUCAGGGAGUCGUGCGACCAGCAGUGCCGCUGAACGCCAGGAGAACUAUGCGUCAUCACGCGAGAAUACGCAGUCACCUGUCAUGCCCCAUUCCUUUAGCGGGAUGUCAAUCGGCGCAGCUACCUCCGCCAGUGGACCGGGUGCAGCGUCAGCGACAACAGCACCCAGUACUGGACGCGGGCACGACGUGCCACGAAUGGUUUCGGUGGAUGCGACUUCCCUGCAUUCUGCCGAGCGACUGCAUAUUAAUCGCAUUCCGCCGCAUUCUUCCCAUAUUCCCAAAAUCUCCCCGACCAGUAGUCUGGCCGAUCUGAAAGCCACGUAUGGGUCUUCGGAAGGACCUGGGCCAGCAUCCUCUGUUGAUCAGCCACGGCAUGAGAUGAAGAAAUCAGAUUCCCUGGGACACAAAGUGCACGGCAUCGCCUCGGCCUUUCAGUUGGAGGACGAUAAAACGCAAGAUUUUGUGCUCAAUCCUCCAAAAGUCAAUAGAUGGACCAUAUUGCACUACUCACCAUUUAAAGCCGUAUGGGACUGGAUAAUUCUCCUCUUAGUGAUCUAUACAGCCAUUGUUACGCCCUAUGUGGCGGCCUUCUUGCUAAAUGAGGAAGAACGCCGAGCCAAACUCAACCAGAACCCCGAAACACGAGGAGAAGGUGCAGAAGAUUCCAGUAAUCGUUACGACGACCCUAUGACAAUAGUGGAUCUUAUAGUGGAUAUAAUGUUUAUUGUUGAUAUAUUAAUCAAUUUCCGCACAACAUACGUCAACACGAAUGAUGAAGUUGUCAGUGACCUGGGCAAGAUAUCGGUCCAUUAUUUCAAAGGCUGGUUCCUUAUUGACGUUGUGGCGGCUAUUCCAUUUGAUUUGCUCCUGUUCGGAUCGCAAAGUGAUGAGACAACGACGCUUAUUGGUCUACUGAAAACCGCUCGUCUGCUGCGAUUAGUGAGAGUGGCCAGAAAAUUAGACCGAUAUUCGGAGUAUGGUGCUGCGGUGCUCAUGCUACUUUUAGCAACGUUUUUGCUCAUAGCCCACUGGCUCUCAUGUAUAUGGUACGCGAUUGGAAACGUGGAGAAGGCCUACGUGAUGCAGUACGGCUGGCUAGAUCAGCUGGCGCAACAAACCAAACAGUACUACAAUGAAACCGAUAUCACUAGUGGACCAUCAUUAAAAUCCAAAUACAUAACAUCGCUAUACUUCAUCAUGAGUAGUCUGACGACGAUCGGUUUUGGAAAUAUCAGCGCAACAACCAAUUCUGAAAAGAUAUUUUCCAUCUGCGUCAUGAUGGUUGGCUCCCUUAUGUAUGCCAGUAUUUUUGGCAAUGUGUCGGCCAUUAUUCAACGACUUUAUUCGGGGACAGCGCGUUAUCACACACAGCUGGCGCAAGUUAAGGAGUUUAUUCGAUUCCAUCAAAUCCCAAAUCCCCUCCGGCAACGUCUGGAAGAAUACUUUCAGCAUGCUUGGUCCUAUACCAAUGGAAUUAAUAUGAACGAAGUAUUAAAAGGCUUUCCUGAAUGCUUGCAAGGAGAUAUUUGCCUUCAUCUGAAUCGUCAGUUAUUAGAAAAUAAUCCGGCCUUUAGAGAUGCUUCUCCUGGCUGCCUGCGUGCCUUAAGUGUGAGAUUUCACACAACACAUGUGCCUCCUGGCGAUACUCUUGUCCACCGCGGUGACGUCCUUAAUGCCUUGUAUUUUGUCUCGAGGGGCUCCUUGGAAGUCAUUAAGGAGGACAUAGUCGAAGCCAUACUUGGGAAAGACGAUGUGUUUGGUGAAAAUCCCUGCAUUUAUCCUACUAUUGGCAAAUCAUCGGCAACCGUUCGUGCCUUAAGUUACUGUGAUUUACAUAAGAUUUGGAGGGAUGAUAUUCUCGAUAUACUCGAAAGUUAUCCAGAAUUCCAUGACCAUUUGAGCAAGAAUCUGGAGCUGACCGUGUGCCUUCGCGAUGAGGAAUUAAGCGCUCAGGUAUCGCAAAUCCGUCUACCUCGCGGCCAGCGGCACGAAUCAUCCAGUGACGAAAACGAAGAUGAACUCGCCAAGGAGCCCUCUCGUCGACGGACCCGCCAGAUGCGACCACAGCACCGCGGACAAAGCACCAGUCAUCCUCAUCCGGACCGGGGUCAUGGUGACCUCCACGGACAUCGCUCCAGCAGCAUCUCUCCCGAAUCUCAUCUUUAUUCUCUGCGGCCUGAAGGUGCCGGCAAAGGUAUUUUGGAAUUUACGCCCUUUCUGGCUGGCCAGGACGUCACGCCGGCGAAUUUGGAUUUUGACCGUGCAUCACGGCGCAGCACUUUAGGCGAUAUGGUGACAGCAAUCAAGCGAAGCAUAACCGAUUUAGCCUUGAGCAAACCCCAACCAUCAUCCGAUACGACGGAACAAGUUCCCCUAUUACAUUCCGCGCAGACCAGCGGCAUUCCGCACACUUCCCGUGAGCAGCGCAUCAGUGUUGCCAGUGAAUCUCCCAGGACAUCCAAACGCCGUGCACCGCCGCUUGCCACCUUCCGCAGCCGCGCCAGUGUGGAGGAAGCCGGCACGGCGCUGUCCCAUGCUCAUGCAGCGGAUCCGCGCAUUGAUGAGCUUAUAACGCGCUUGGACCGCUUCGAAGAACAUACAGCUCGUCGUUUUGAGGAAUUAAAACAAAUACUGAUGGCUCGAUCUCACACUGAAGUGGCUGCCCAAACCGCAGCGCCCCUGGCCAAAUCGGACACAUUGAGCAGUCUGACCACGGCCGAAUUCUAUCGCUACAGUUCCCGCUCGACCACCGCCGGCAGCAGCACCAGCUCCCGUGCCUCUUCCGAUACGCCCACAAACGAAGGGUCCCGAGUGUAACUGACCGACUGUGCCGUUGCGGUGUGUGGCGGUAGCCGGAAUGCGUAGCAAUCUCAGAUUAUAUGUUUGCCGGCUGCAAACACUUUUCUCAACCGAUCCCGGGUAUUACUUACCACUUUUUCUCUUCUCUCACAGAAAUCUCUCUCAGGCACUUUCUACAUUGUUCUAGUCAAUAAACAGAGAGCUCUAAGCUAAGAUUUCCGUUCCUGCUAAAAACGGCAGCUUGUGAUGGUUUGUAAAACUAUAAUGUCCAAGAAGCUGCGUCUUUCUGUGGACCAAAGAUUUCAAGCAAUUAUUUGUGCCCCCGGUUACUGCUGCGUAAGUUAUAACGAGAAACCCAGCCAAAUGCUGAGCUCACCGCGUGUACAGUCUGAGCUCGUUUCUUUGUGAGGCAUGCACCGUUUGCACAUAUGUGUGUGUUUUAUCCAUAAUUACU